This is a messenger RNA of Cydia fagiglandana, 317 nucleotides long. RefSeq names its product major prion protein 1-like. The record is from RefSeq and is a predicted model, not a curated record. NCBI's taxonomy places the organism in Eukaryota, Metazoa, Arthropoda, Insecta, Lepidoptera, Tortricidae. Bases 3 to 317 code for a protein of 104 amino acids. The transcript is spliced from 2 exons.
CAAUGAAUAAGGUUCUUUGCUUCGGACUCGUGCUUUGCGCGACAUUAGCGCUAACAUCGGCCUAUCCUGCAGAACAGGCCCCCGUGGCCCCUAAAAUCCCCGCGCUAGGGCAAGAGGCCGCUCCCGCGGUCGAUGCGGCAGAAGAGCUGCAGCCCGAAGAGUCCCGCUGGGGGCACGGCGGCGGCGGCUGGGGGCAUGGGCGAGGCCAUGGAGGCGGAUGGGGCUACGGCGGGGGCUACGGACGGGGGCACGGGGGAUGGGGGCACGGCGGCCACGGGGGCUACGGAGGAUGGGGGCACGGUGGAUGGGGCCGUUAA